Acanthosepion pharaonis is the source of this 552-nucleotide messenger RNA. The record is from the annotation of a GenBank genome assembly. NCBI's taxonomy places the organism in Eukaryota, Metazoa, Mollusca, Cephalopoda, Sepiida, Sepiidae.
AUGAGGUUGUUCACUGGCCCAACACCUGAAGUUUUGCUUAUUCACAUGCCCACUCAAAUGGAAGUCCGCCUCGUCGCUGAAGAGAAGACAGUCCAAAAGUUGAGGGCCGUUCUCAAUACGCUCGCUUAUCGUCUGGCCAAACUCGUAGCGUUCGGUGUUGUUGGAAAAUGUCUUCUCUCUCUCUCUCUCUCUCUCUCUCUCUCUCUCUCUCUCUCUCUCUCUCUCUCUCUCUCUCUGAUUAUUUCAGAGGAAUCUCACUGUGACGAAACAAUUUUCAUUGGGCUUAAUGUGGUACCAGACGAAAUUAAGGCAUUCCUUCUCUGUCUUUCCUUUGAUCUCCUCCCUUUUCACACACAUCGCUCCCGAUUUCUGCUAUUUGUUUGUUUCUCUCUAAACACUAAUUCUCUUCCUUCCUCUUUUUCUCUCGCACACACGUCACUCUUACUUUCUUUCUUUGCUCCUUUUUCUCAGACUGCUUUCAUCCUCAUCACCCUCUGUUUUGUCUCCAUCGCCACUUUUCUUCCUCUCACUUUACCAUCCCACGCUCUCUGA